Molecule: messenger RNA, 1216 nt
Organism: Zea mays
Lineage: Eukaryota; Viridiplantae; Streptophyta; Magnoliopsida; Poales; Poaceae
Product: 40S ribosomal protein S4
Exons: 5
Coding region: 92-889 (265 amino acids)
Biological process (GO): translation
Cellular component (GO): cytosolic small ribosomal subunit; ribosome
Molecular function (GO): RNA binding; structural constituent of ribosome
Source: RefSeq, marked validated
AUUAUCACGGCGGCGGUGGCGGAGCGUAAGGCGAAGGAGUAGCAGCAGCAGGCGGCGCCGAGUAGCGGCUCCCCAUCUCGAGCUUGCCACCAUGGCUAGAGGAUUGAAGAAGCAUUUGAAGAGGCUCAAUGCCCCCAAGCAUUGGAUGCUGGACAAGCUUGGCGGAGCUUUUGCUCCCAAGCCAUCUUCUGGACCUCACAAGUCUAGGGAGUGCCUGCCACUGAUCCUCAUCAUCAGGAACAGGCUCAAGUAUGCUCUUACAUACCGUGAGGUCAUUUCCAUCCUGAUGCAACGCCAUGUACUUGUUGAUGGCAAGGUCAGGACAGACAAGACCUACCCUGCUGGGUUCAUGGAUGUCAUUUCCAUCCCCAAGACCAAUGAGAACUACAGGCUGCUGUACGAUACCAAGGGCCGCUUCCGCCUUCACCCAAUCAGGGAUGAGGAUGCUAAGUUCAAGCUUUGCAAGGUUAGGUCUGUUCAGUUUGGGCAGAAGGGCAUCCCUUAUCUGAACACGUAUGACGGCCGCACCAUCCGCUACCCUGACCCCCUCAUCAAGGCCAACGACACCAUCAAGAUCGAUCUGGAGACCAACAAGAUUGUGGACUUCAUCAAGUUUGAUGUUGGCAACGUCGUCAUGGUGACUGGCGGAAGGAACACUGGCCGCGUGGGUGUUAUCAAGAACAGGGAGAAGCACAAGGGCAGCUUUGAGACCAUUCACGUGGAGGACUCCCUGGGCCACCAGUUCGCCACCCGUAUGGGCAACGUGUUCACCAUCGGCAAGGGUAAUAAGCCGUGGGUGAGCCUGCCCAAGGGCAAGGGAAUCAAGCUGAGCAUCAUAGAAGAGCAAAGGAAGCGGGAUGCCGCUGCCCAGGCUGCUGCCAACGCAUAAAUCCUCUGAAUGUGCUGUGUUGAGAGUUUUUUCUAGUUGCUCUGCAAGGAUAUAGAACAAUGUUCUAAGACUACCAUGUUUUUAAGUCUGCCUGAUGCUUAUAAUUCAUGAACGAUUUUUGCAGCUAGCUGUAAUGUGACUAUUUAUCUUAUCUGCUUGUUCAACCCUGUUGUCGUGUGUUGAUUCUCUGUUUCAUGGUCUUUUCACUCGACAGAAACAGUUAUUUCUUAAGAACUUCACCAUUAUAUUCACAGCUGUGAACUAUGAUAUUGGAAGUCUUUGGUCAUUUUUCGUUGAACUAUUUUGCUGAAAGUUUUUUCCGAGAAA